ACGUAAUUAUUAACGCUACAUACCGCGCCGUGUAAGUACCCCUCUAACCUCCGGUCGGUGAGGUACGUGGCGACACAACCAGCUUUACUCCGUCCGAGCUGCAAUAACAAACAUUGUCUCUCUAAAAGAUUGCCAACACUUUCGCCAUGGGGAAGACGUCAGGAAAUCAAGUUGAAAUGGAAAGGAUUGACCAGCGAUAUGGUGGCCAAAAUAAAGUGGAUCCGAGCCUUGGAUCGGAUGUCUACUGUGCAAUGUUCAUAUCAGGCUUCAUACUAUUUAUGACAUUUCCUCUGACUAUCUGGUUCUGUUUUAAGACGGUUGCAGAGUAUGAGCGAGCCAUUAUCUUCAGAGCCGGCCGUCUGUUACCCGGUGGACCUAAGGGACCCGGUCUGUUCUUCAUCUUCCCGUGCAUCGAUGAGUUCAGAGUCAUUGAUCUCCGGACACUGUCUUUUGAUGUUCCACCUCAAGAGAUCUUGUCCAAAGAUAGUGUGACAGUGACAGUUGACGCUGUGGUCUACUUCCGUGUGAGUGAUCCUUCCAUGGCCGUGCUGAACGUAGAGAACUACUCGCGAUCUACGGAGCUUCUAGCUGCCACCACCCUGCGUAAUAUCCUGGGCACCAAGACCCUGGCCGAGGUGCUGAGCCAAAGGGACGAGGUCAGCGGCAGCCUUCAGACCCUGUUGGAUGAUGCCACUGACCCAUGGGGAAUCAAGGUGGAACGGGUGGAAAUUAAGGACGUCAGUUUGCCUAGGCAGAUGCAGCGAGCAAUGGCCGCUGAGGCUGAAGCCUCCAGGGAGGCCCGAGCUAAGGUGAUUGCCGCUGAGGGAGAGCAGAAUGCCUCCCGGGCCCUCAAGGAGGCAGCUGACAUCAUCGCUGAGUCUCCCAACGCCCUCCAGCUCCGCUACCUCCAGACUCUUAACUCCAUCUCGGCUGAGAAGAACUCCACCAUCAUCUUCCCUCUGCCCAUCGACAUCCUGGCCGGCUUCAUGAAGAAAUGACAAUCAACGUCCACUACAGGCAAGCCUCGUGUGCAGAAGGAUGAAGGUAUGCCAAUGCUUGACAUGUAAGUAUUAUUUGGUAGUUUGGAAGUUUCUACUACUGUUUGUUAUGUUUGAGCAUUUUAUGAAUUGUUUUUCACUGUUUUAAAGCUCUGGACACGCUUGGUAAUUGUCAAAGACCAGUAUUCUCACUAGGGGGGCGUUU
Molecule: messenger RNA, 1203 nt
Organism: Asterias rubens (European starfish)
Lineage: Eukaryota; Metazoa; Echinodermata; Asteroidea; Forcipulatida; Asteriidae
Product: mechanosensory protein 2-like
Exons: 6
Coding region: 147-998 (283 amino acids)
Cellular component (GO): plasma membrane
Source: RefSeq, a predicted model, not a curated record